UCGUCAAACCCUCCUUCUAUUGGCCACUUUUUUGUUGAAUUUUUCAGUCGUUUCCAGGCGUAACAAUAUCCAGACUUUCUCCGAAAUCUCAUUUCCAUAGGAGACGGUGAAAAAUUGUCAAAUUAUACCAGAUAUCACAUCUAUACUACCAAUAUCUGCAUAAAUUCGACCUGUAGCAACUUUUUGUGAUUAUCCUGCGAUGACAUCCAAUUUCCAGCGAAUACCGGCUCGUCCCAGCCGAGGUGAUUCCACCAACAAGGAUGUUCCACCUCCGUCAAUAGUGACAGCAGUAGCCAAACAACAGGACCGGUUAUACUUGCUCAGACUCGAGAAGGAUUUGAUUGCCUUUAUCAAUGCUCUCAACAAUUCAGUUUCAAAUGAACUGGAACCAGAGCCAGAGGCUGAACUAAAGGCGAGCUCCGUGCCAGAGACUGGAGCAGAAUCAGCACCAAAUCCACAAAUUCGUAAGACUACUGCAACAGACCCAGAGUAUACCAUUAAAGCACAUUUUCUUCGCAAUUCGUAUUAUAGACUCUUAAGCCACCAACUCUGCCAUUACUAUAGAUUGGGCCAUUGGAAUAACACUUCCAACGAGAUAGUUGUGACUCGUCGUGAUGGAGUCAACUAUGUAGAAUUCGGCGAGCUUCUAGCCAAAGACUCAGACAACCGGAGUUUCAGGAAAGUGUCUGAAAUUUCGCAGAGACAGCUCCACCACGGUCAGGAUCAGGAGGGCAGCAGUACUACAGCUGGAGUAGAAGGGGAAAGUUCGAAUACUGAAGCCAGUGGACCUAUCAAGCCCAAGGUACUUAUCAAGAAGAAUGAUUCUGUCAAAAACGAAACCCCAACACCAAUUGAUGAAGCUUCUUCUUUGCAAACAACUCCUGUUCCCGUGGACUCCAAUGUCAGUACACCUUCUGAAGUGUCUAUUUCGGACUCUUCCAAGAUGGAGUCAGAACGAGCAUCAAAGGAAGCAUUGUACAACAAGAUAAGAGAGCAGAUUUUCCAGGGAGGUCAGGACGAUGAAGACGAAGACGAAGCCGAUAUUGAAGAAGAUGAACGAGCCGAAACAGAGUACCACACGAUCAACAAUUAUAAUAAUAAUAACAAUGUCAAUGUCAACUUCAACAAAUAUAGCAAUAAUGAUAUCGACGAAUAUCAGCAGGACGUCUAUGGCAAUUACAACAAUAGUGGUAGCGGAGGCUAUGGAAACACAUCCAGCGAUGUGAAUCCAGGCUUCAUGCCCUACAAUCCCAUGGGAAUGUCAAUUCAGAUGCCUAUAAACUACAGUGCACAGCCUUUCAACGCAGCCAACGGCUUUUAUCCUCCACCCAGCCAUCCGGGACGGGUCGGUCCUAUACCGCCUUCUCGUGGUUCUGUUCCCAUAGGGUAUCCACCCAACUUCUAUGGGGCUCCUAUGAUGUCUCCACAGGGCUACUAUGGGUACGGAGCCAUGCCGUUGACUGCUCCUCCGUAUGAUAAAGAUACUGAGAGGCGACUCUUGAACAACCCGUACAUCAUCAUACCAGAUGAUAACAUUUUGAAGAAUAAAUCCAAGAAGUACAAAAAGCCAUACUACAAGAACAACCAAUACUACGGGGAUGGGUAUAAUGGCAACAACAAUAAUGGUAACAUAGGAAGCAGUAGCAACGAUGGCAGUCGUUAGAAGGCAUAGAUCUAUAUGAUAUAUUACACACA
Molecule: messenger RNA, 1695 nt
Organism: Scheffersomyces stipitis CBS 6054
Lineage: Eukaryota; Fungi; Ascomycota; Pichiomycetes; Serinales; Debaryomycetaceae
Gene: FGR44
Product: Fgr44p
Exons: 1
Coding region: 200-1663 (487 amino acids)
Molecular function (GO): nucleic acid binding
Source: RefSeq, a predicted model, not a curated record